AUCUGCCGACACGUGUCCGUCUCUAUUAUUUGGCCCAGAUUGGGAAACCCAUCCCAGAGCCUUGGUACUCCUUCCCUUCCUUCUUCCCGCUUCUCAUUUCCCUCUUUCUCUCUCAAACCCCCCGAAACCCUCGCCGAUCAUCAGUUUGAGGAUUAUGGAUGGCUGGACUGUAGUCAAGCAGGGAUAGGGUUCAUUUGAACUCCUUGAGUUGUGAUGGUUUAUAGGUGUGAGAAAAUGUAGAUGAUUCUCAAUUCUAGAUCAGCAAUGGAGAGGAACAAAGGGGAGGCAAUCAGAGCAAUGCAACUUUCCGAGAUGAAGAUUCAAGAGAAUGAUUUUGCAGGAGCAAGGGACAUGGCACGGACAGCACACCAACUCUUCCCUGAGGAUGAAAACAUAUCUAAAUUACUUGCACUUUCUGAAGUCUACUAUUCAAUUUUUGAAUCUGGUGAAAGCUGCUGCGAGACUAGAGAUACAGGUAGAGAUGAUUUUGAGCAAUUUGUUGAAAAGGCCAGUAGUCCUUCUGGAACUCUAACUGAAGACGACGACGAUAGUGAGGAGGGUGAUGAUGAUAGUGAUGAUGAUAGUGAUGAUGAUUAUGAUUAUGAUGAUGAAGAUGAGGCCGAUGACGAAGAUGAUGAUUAUGAUAGCAAUAAUGAGUAUGAUGAUCAAGAUGAUCAUGAUGAUGGUGGUGAUGAUGAUUUUGUGAUUGCUCCCAAAAGGUUAAGGGAGAGACAGUUGAAGAGUUAUACUGAGAAGAAGGAGAAGAAUGCAGUGGAUAAUGGGGCCACUAAAAGUACCGUGAAUCGUCCAAAAAGGUUGAGGCACAGCCAAGUCCUCGGUGUUAUUAACAGAAUUCAUGACACGUUAAAGGAUCAUGAUUCAAUGAGUUCCAUGAAAAGCUCCUCCAACCCUCCGUCUACAUCAGCUGCUCAGUUCUAUGACUUUAAUGCACAGAAGUCUGAGGAGAAGAUUAAGGCUGGUCAAAUAUGGGCACUGUAUAGUCAUGGUAAUGGAAUGCCCAAGACUUAUGCUCAAGUUAAGAGGAUUAAUGUCAGGCCAAACAGAAGAGUUCAAAGGACUGUGCCAUUGGGAAACUUUUAUUUGCGGAUGGGAUUGCUUGAACCUUUCUCGGAAACCAAGAACACGGUUGAGCCGGUUUGUUGUGGGACAUUUAAAGUCAAACGAGCACCACCUACACUGUUCUCUGUCGCCUCAUUAUCUCACUGUAUAAAACCUAAACUUUUGGGCCAGAAUAUAUUUGAAAUAAAACCUAGGAGAGGUGAAGUUUGGUCGCUAUACAAGGAGCAUAAUCCACUGUUGACCUAUCCUAAUAUGGGGAAGGGUGAAUGUCUAGUGGUCGAAGUGCUGGAAGUUGAGCACCAGAGUACAAAGAUUGUGGUGCUGGAACAGGUUAAUGAAUUUAAGUCGGUAUUCAAGGUUCCAACAGUGCAGAGCACUGAAACUGGUAUCAUUGGUAUACCUCAAGAUGAGUUGGGUAGAUUCUCUCACCAGAUUUCUGCUUUUAAGCAUACCAAGGUGAGUAACAGUCGACUUGCAGGGUGUUGGGAGCUUGAUCCAUUAUCAGUUUCUGGUUAUGAGAAAGAUGGUCUUCCAAAAUAUCUUUUCAAUUGUGAUCCAACUGCUGUGCUGAACAAUCCUGACUACUCCUGUGACCUUGGUGAUUUGGAAAUGGAUAUAUCAAGCAUGAAUUCUGACACUCACAGUUUGUCUGGUGAGUUGCUUGAAGAUGACGCUAAACUUGUAAUGGGUUCUGCGAGCAUGCAAGCAGGUGUGAAACAAGACACUCCUUUUUCUGAAAGAGAGACUUCUGAGAAAGUUGAAUCACGGGAUUGUCACUUCUCUUUCUUUGGUAAAGAUUUGGCGGAUUCUGUUAAGCUAGAAGCAAGUCAUGUGUUAAUGUUGUAGACAAUGGCUUGCAUACCACAAAAGAUGGCAACCAAACCUCCCAAAAGGAAGCUACUGCAUUGUUAUGCUGAUUCUCGUUGUGAGCAUCAACUCAUCUAAGACUGAUAUGUAUUAUGAAGAUAACUUUAGAAACUGUUGUAGUUGCCUGAGGCUGUACAUAUUUGGCGGUAGAUAGCGGUAAAUGUGAUAUGAAAAAGUUGGAUUUUAGAAGCCAACCUUAAACUCUUUAUAUCAAGGAAACUCAUAGUUGUCUUCUG
Argentina anserina (silverweed cinquefoil) is the source of this 2183-nucleotide messenger RNA. RefSeq lists its product as uncharacterized. The coding region runs from base 241 to 1926 and encodes 561 amino acids. The record is from RefSeq and is a predicted model, not a curated record. The transcript is spliced from 2 exons. NCBI's taxonomy places the organism in Eukaryota, Viridiplantae, Streptophyta, Magnoliopsida, Rosales, Rosaceae.